Notothenia coriiceps (black rockcod) is the source of this 2848-nucleotide messenger RNA. RefSeq names its product SLIT-ROBO Rho GTPase-activating protein 1-like. NCBI's taxonomy places the organism in Eukaryota, Metazoa, Chordata, Actinopteri, Perciformes, Nototheniidae. The record is from RefSeq and is a predicted model, not a curated record. The coding region runs from base 67 to 804 and encodes 245 amino acids. The transcript is spliced from 2 exons.
UCCAGCCGGCACAAGAAAAGAUCAGAACCCCCCUCUCGGAGGCCCCCUGCCCGCCCCAAUGAUGUCAUGGUGCACCCCUCCCAGCACGGACACGGAGGACAUGGAGGUCACGGAGGACAUGGAGGGACCCCUGAGAUGGGCUCCCCAGUUCUGGGCCACUUCAGCCCGCGGGACAUGCUGCGGACUCGGUCCCACCUCCCCAUGGACAGCCCGGAGCGCCGCCGCCGCACCGGGCACGGCAGCCUGACCAACAUCAGCCGCCACGAGUCUCUGAAGAAGAUGGAGAGCCCCCCGAUCCGCCGCUCCACCUCUUCGGGCCAGUACAAGGCCUUCGGUGACCCCCACCACCUCCACCACCACGGUGGCAAGCCCCUGGACCCGGAGACCAUCGCACAGGACAUAGAGGAGACGAUGAACACCGCCCUGAAUGAGCUGCGCGAGCUGGAGAGACAGAGCUCGGCCAAGCACGCCCCCGACGUGGUGCUGGACACCCUGGAGCAGCGGCAGACCUCCGGGGGCAGCGGGGGGGGUCCCACGCCGGCCAGCUCCAGCGAGUCCCUCAGCCCCAUCCACGGCGUCACGCUGAGGUCCACCGCCCACACAGAGCCGCCCAUCCGCCGCAGCACCAGCUCCUCCAGCGACACCAUGAGCACCUUCAAGCCCCUGGUGGCGCCCCGCAUGGGGGUACAACUCAAACCCCCCGCCCUGAGGCCCAAGCCCAUGGUCCUGCCCAAGACCAGGCAGGCCUCGCCGCCUCCACCCACGUCUGCUCAGGACCCUUUGGACAAGUCCUGCACCAUGUGACCACCGAGGCGGAAAUGUAAAGCAAAGACCCUCGAAUUCCAGGAGCUGCAAAAUGAUACCAAUGUCUUCAUCGAUUUACAGAAUAUAAUAUCUGAGAACGUGUAAAUGACCUGGACAGGAAAAUACAUUUGAAAGCAUCACAAAGAGGACAGGAGUAUGCUAACAGACCUCCGGUUAUGUGUUAAUAUGCUUAGGUUAAUAUUAUCUAACUCUUUUUCUUUUCUGUUUUGUAAAGACAUUCAAACAACAAAUCACAGAGGCUUCCUUCAUGAUUUUAGGCAAAUAUACACAAGGUAGUUUAGUUUACAGACAUUCAUGAACUUUGAACACGCCGCAUGUAGCUCCUGUUUACCACUGAACCUGAAGCGGUGGCGUCUCACUCCAGAUUAUGAUUUUUUUUUUACUUUUUGCUCUCCUAUAGCAGAGCCAGUGAAGGUGUUUUGAACUGGUUGAAAUGCCUUACUAACUGAUUCCACACAUAUUAUUAAGUUGCUGUGACUACCUGGAGAGAAAGGGUGUGAAGGUUGGACUGAUUGAAACCCUUAACGGUACUUUGUUAAUAGAUGAUAGUACUGAUAGCAGCGUACACACUUACUUUUGCCAAGGCAUACCAUCUCCUGUGUUCCAGAAACUUCUCCUCCGUGCUGGAUUCACUUCCAUUUAUUUUGAACAUAUUGCCUGGAAGGAGAUAUGACUAUUGGAUUAAACCACUACUUCACUAUGUUUGAUGCAUUUUUGAAUUCAGGCAUACAAUAAGUCUAAUAAUAAAUUAAGCCUUUGCAUCUGUAUGACUAAAGUGUGAAAAACGAUGACAAAUGAUCUCCUUUAGAGUAUACUAAACAAAGCUAUAUGUGGAACACGUCAUAGCUUCGUUUACGCCUUGCUUGGCUUUACCUACCCAAAGAUAUGACCGUACACAGCAUGGAUGUUGUCCCUCCUUGUAUGAUGUAGUCCCGUGUGUAUAGACUCAUGGCGGCGCCCUGCGGGAGCGCUGCCGGUAGCCAUGGACCUGAUGACUGUUAGUGUGAAAGCCAGAUGCUUGUCCUGAAACAGAAGCUAACUGUUAGCUAACUGCUAACUUGUGUCUGUUUUAUGUUCAGGUGAGACUGUCAAUAUUUCUUUCUUUUUUUUAUUGUCCUCCUUUAUUUUCUGCAUUUGUGGAUGAUGACACCUCUAAAUGCUUGACAUGUGGCAGAAAACAGGAUCAAUGAUGAACAACCUGUGUGUGUGUGUGUGUGUGUGUGUGUGUGUGUGUGUGUGUGUGUGUGUGUGUGUGUGUGUGUGUGUGUGUGUGUGUGUGUGUGUGUGUGUGUGUAGUUAAAUUCAAAUGCAUUAGCCCCAUAAAGCUGUCUGUGCCAGAGCGGCAACUGUGUGACUGCGACCCUGAUGUCUUUUGUUUUUAAUAAUCUCAGUACUGUAGUAGAGAAAAAACUAACUGGGUGGAUGUCCUCCUGGGACUGUUUGUCUAGCUGCGCAUAAUAACACCCACAACACUUUCUAAUAGCAGGUUUACACUAUUUUUGACUUGUGUGUAUAAUAAUCAUGAUUCAUUUCUGAUUUACUAACUUUCAUUAUUUGUGUGACCCUUUUUGUUUCUGGGUAGAAACGACUUAGAACAAAAGAUGAAGAAUAAAUAUCCAGAGAUACAGUAUGAAGCCAGUUGUAAAAAAAAAUGAAGAAGUGCUUUUGUCACUAUGUUGUUAUCAACAGUAGGACUCAGUGAUGCCCUGUGUAGGCUUUAAGCUGUAGUAUGUACAUCUGUAGUAUGUACUUGUGAAAGUGCCUUUAAAAAUGUUUUAGAGGAACUUCAGACAUUCUGUUAAAUGUUCAUGUUGACGCAGAAGAAAACACAUGAAUUAAUAACAAUGCCAUGUUCUCACAGCAGUUGUAUGACAGAGUUAAUCAUAAAUAAACAGCUUACCCAUUGUGACAUUGCACUUUUAUGUAUAUAACUGUAUAUAUGGCAUGUAACAUCAUAACGUAGAGUUCUCUGAGGGCUCAUACCUCCGAGGAUUUCUUUCUAAUAAAGGAAAUAGUUUGUCGA